AUGGAGACCGUUCGGAAUAUCUCAAAUCCCAUAUCGCCAGCGAUGCUAGGACCAUCAAAGUGGCUCGCCCUCUAUGAAGACUUCGUUACCAAGAACUCCAGCUCCGUUGGACAGGUCGAGUCCGCCUUGCGGUCGCUGACCUACAUCAUCCCUGGACGCUAUCGUGAAUCCGAAGUCGCCUCAGAAUGUGUCCAUUCCGGUGUCCAGCUCCUGUCCCUUUACCAUGACUCCCUCGUAGCGAAAGUCAUCUCACGGCUCCCAUCAACCGUUCCGCGACCGACGCCAACCCCUCAUUCGCGAUAUACCAAGUACUGGACUUCUCGCUCCUCCUUGUACCGUCAGGUGGCCCUCGCGCUCCAGAUGCUCCAAUAUACAGAGCUCCUUUGGGAAAUGGCAGCGCGCCGACGCGGGCAGAAGACUAGAUGGCGCGUCGUUGUCUUUAUCGAAUUUGCCAAAGCAGUCUGCCGCAUUCUGCUCCUCCGUUUGACAAAUUCUAGACCCUUAGUCAACCCCCCGCUUCCCGAGCGCGAAGUUGACCCCAGAACAAUGGAGCAGCCGGAAGAGGAGCAGAGCGACUGGAAUGGAAUGGAGACCCCCACCAGCGAAAAGUCAUCCGACUUGAACUGGACGAUGCCUCGAACUGGUCUUUCGCUCCCAUCACUUCCGGACGUCAAUGACGUUUCAAACUAUCUCAUUUCCAAAGUUCUCACUGCCGAUGACAUCAAGCCCCCGAAAACGCUUCUGCAUCGAGUUACCGGCCAAGGGCAGCUGGCGGAGGUUCUCUAUAUUCUGCGACCAGUAGUCUAUGCCCUGGCGAUGCAGAAAUGGAGCAAAGAUAAGCGAAGCUGGCGGCCCUGGCUGAUCGGUUUUGGAAUGGAGUAUGGCUGUCGACAACUCGCUAAGCGGGAUUUCCGCGAACGUGUUGCGGGAGGUCUUCGAGGCCUGACUGGACUUGAGCGUGAGGAGCUGAGAAAGCGCGGAUGGUCCAUGGGUUGGUGGUUGAUGCGGGGUGCCUUUUACGAGAACAUUACCAAGUCAUGGCUGCACAGUCUUACUGGCAAGAUGAAGGGCAAGCCACUGUUGGACCUGGUAGGCAGCGUGGUGGAGGACUAUGAAUACCUGUGGGAUAACUACUACUUUUCAACUGCGACGCUGUGA
Penicillium cosmopolitanum is the source of this 1158-nucleotide messenger RNA. RefSeq names its product peroxisomal membrane protein PEX16. The record is from RefSeq and is a predicted model, not a curated record. Gene Ontology annotation, biological process: peroxisome organization. Gene Ontology annotation, cellular component: peroxisomal membrane. The transcript has 4 exons. Bases 1 to 1158 code for a protein of 385 amino acids. NCBI's taxonomy places the organism in Eukaryota, Fungi, Ascomycota, Eurotiomycetes, Eurotiales, Aspergillaceae.